GAAAUAAAUAAAGCUGGUGAGAAGUGGGUUGCAUCUCAGGUUGAACAGAUUCUACCUAGAACAGACCCAACUCCACCUGUCAUCAUGACUUUCAACGGAACUUGGAAAGUUGACAGAAGUGAAAACUAUGAAAAGUUUAUGGAGGUUAUGGGCGUUAAUGUCAUGAAGAGGAAGCUGGCAGCUCAUGACAACCUGAAGAUCACAAUCCAACAAGAUGGAGAUAAAUUUUCAGUGAAGGAAUCCAGCACAUUCCGUUCCAUUGAAAUUAACUUCACUCUUGGAGUCACCUUUGAAUAUUCUUUGGCAGAUGGAACAGAGCUCAGUGGAUCUUGGCAAUCGGAGGGAGAUAAAUUAGUUGGAACAUUCACCAGGAAAGAUAAUGGAAAGGAACUGAAGACAUACAGAGUAAUAGUUGGAGAUGAGCUUGUCCAGACAUACACAUAUGAGGGAACAGAAGCGAAGAGAAUCUUCAAGAGAGCCUAAGGGUCCUACGCCUAUCACCAUAGCAAUACUACAAACUCCUACUUUGUUAGCACAGUUUCUCGAGUAGGCAAGCAACAGAAAAAAAGAAGAAA
Spea bombifrons (plains spadefoot toad) is the source of this 575-nucleotide messenger RNA. RefSeq names its product fatty acid binding protein 2 (gene FABP2). Gene Ontology annotation, cellular component: cytosol; nucleus. The transcript has 4 exons. The coding region runs from base 85 to 483 and encodes 132 amino acids. The record is from RefSeq and is a predicted model, not a curated record. NCBI's taxonomy places the organism in Eukaryota, Metazoa, Chordata, Amphibia, Anura, Pelobatidae. Gene Ontology annotation, molecular function: fatty acid binding. Gene Ontology annotation, biological process: fatty acid transport.